AUGGACGGCAGCACGGCUGGGUGCAAACAUGACAAGGGCGGGACCCACCUGGGCACCGAUCCACGGCAAACCUUCGCGACUACUCCGCCCAACAAUUCCCGACAUCAGGUCCCCACCCUUCCCUAUAAGAAUAAGUCGCCAGUUCCCAACCUUGACGCGACUGCGCUUGGCGUUCAUCUUUCCAGCCGCAACCUCCGACGACUUGCGAUCAUCCCUUGUCUGCCCAAUCACCGUGUUGUCUCACUGAGCUCUGCUUUUGCCAACAGCGCCGACGCCAACAUGUCUCUUGACUUGGAGCGCCACUUGGUCUUUUACGGCUCCUACCACAAUAAUGUCGUCAACAUCGGGAUACACAUGUGCUGCGUGCCAAUCAUACUGAUGACGAGCUUCCUGCUGGCUGCGAAUUCCGGCGUCCUACUCCAACUGCCGCCGUCCCUCUCGCUCGAGUACCUUCCCUUGAACAUGUGCACGAUCGGAGGCAUUAUCUGGGGCGGAUUCUACGUCCUGAUGGAGCCGGUAACCGGCAGCCUGCUCUGCGCUAUCUGCUUGGGAAUGGCCGCGGCGGACAACUACUUCUACUCCGUCGAUGCGAAAACGUCGACGAUGAUCGCAGGAGGUAUCUUCGCCGUGGCAUGGAUCCUGCAGUUCGUGGGCCAUGGAAAGUUCGAGGGCCGCGCUCCGGCUCUGCUCGACAACCUCAUGCAAGCGCUGCUUCUUGCGCCGCUUUUUGUCUGGCUGGAGCUGCUGUUCUACUUUGGCUACCGGAAGGAGCUCAAGGAACGCGUUGACAAGCAAGUCGAGAAGAACAUCGCGAAGUUCAGGGCUGAGCGGGCGGAUAAGAAUGGAAAGGCACAAUAG
Messenger RNA from Diaporthe amygdali, 858 nucleotides. RefSeq lists its product as uncharacterized. The record is from RefSeq and is a predicted model, not a curated record. The transcript has 4 exons. NCBI's taxonomy places the organism in Eukaryota, Fungi, Ascomycota, Sordariomycetes, Diaporthales, Diaporthaceae. Gene Ontology annotation, cellular component: endoplasmic reticulum. Gene Ontology annotation, biological process: sphingoid catabolic process. The coding region runs from base 1 to 858 and encodes 285 amino acids.